Molecule: messenger RNA, 3807 nt
Organism: Centropristis striata (black sea bass)
Lineage: Eukaryota; Metazoa; Chordata; Actinopteri; Perciformes; Serranidae
Exons: 12
Coding region: 328-3807 (1159 amino acids)
Source: RefSeq, a predicted model, not a curated record
CAAACAGCAAGAUGUUCAACCUGCAGCAGUACCUCAGGAAGCAGCAGACUGCUGAGUCCUGUGCAUCAGCUGUCUCCGUGCCACCAUCUAACACUCUAGUGAUGGAGGAAGACGAGGAGCUGGAGAGGGGGAUGCUGAAUUUAUCACCGUCCAAAUUUGACGCUGAACUAAGACCACCAGCAGCAGUACCCAGAGCCACAGCGGUGCCCCCACCAAAAGGUUUCCUCAUCAGUGUGGACGGAGGAUUCGGUUUUCACCAGAAUUCACCUGCCAUUACUUUUUUCUGUCAACUAGUUUGUUGUUUUGGCCGUGUUCUGGCCUGUUCUGAUGUGUGUGUUCUUUUUCUCUCCCACUAACUUAAAGAAACAUGUCGACGAUGAUGCACACAGGACGAAGCCAACAGCUACUGCUGUCUCUGGACCUGCAGAGCCUCCUGGCAAUAGAUUUUCUUCUGUGAAAGACACAGCGAAGGCUCCGUUGCCAGUCCCUCCUCAGCUGCUUGCCAUUGCACCACAGCUCGGGGUUGGAGAUCAGGAGCCCAAUGUGUUGGGACAAGCGCACAGAAAACCAGUCUCCCGCCGUUCUUCGGAGUCUGGACUCAUAACUACUCCAUCUCCUCCUGAAGAUUCCUCAUCACAGAUUAUCACCCCUGUGGAGGCACAUAGAAGCAUCAUCCUUGAUGAAGCUCUUCCAUGUCCAGCGCCUCACAUCAGGCAGCCUGCGCCCUCUGUCCCAGCAUAUGAUCAGGAUGUUGCACAGUGGAACUGCUCCCACCAACAAAAAACAUGGAUGAAGACUGAAAUGGAGGCAUUGGGUCUGUGGCCAGGGUCACGUCCAGUACGUCGCCCCAUGAACAUGCUGGCCCUAUGGCGUUACCCACCUCAGCCUGAGCUCAUUGACUCCAUCACAGAGCUGCCACCGGUCAAGUUCUUUCAGCUUCAUCCUUUUUUCAUUUGGAAGCCAGAGCACACAAUCAUGGAGAGGAUGAAAAACAAUUACAUCCUGCCCUGCCUUCAUGGUUGUCCCACCCCUCAGGUAGCGUCUUCAGGCGUUGGGAGGCCAAGAGUCAUCAUCGGCACCGGCGGUCAGUACUACAUAUUGGCCUCACGUCUCACGUGCAAGGCCUGUAAGAGGUACUGGCAUGCUGACAAGCCCCAGUGGUUGGAGAAGCUACCAAAGCGCUUCAGCAACAUUGUCCCAGCCUUCCUGACGCACAAAAAGGCCAUCUGCAAAUCGGUGAUGGACGAGCUGAGGCGCAGUGGCAAAUCACCAGAGGACAUGGCCAAGCAGUUGACAGAGGUGCUUCAUCUGAAGUAUGAGAGAGCUCAUCUGGCCUACCUGCUAAGUGUCCAGAACAUCAGGGAUGCUGAGGCAGGGGUUUAUGGCCAGAGCACCAUCACUGGGCUGCUCAGACAGAUGGACACUCCUGCUCCAUUUGGCGGCUACUCGGAUGCUGAUGGCUGGUGUGGAGUGUCUGUGUCUUCACACUAUCUUGUGAACUGCCUGGGCCAUGAGUACCAGAGGCAGAAGGAGCUCCUCACCCUGCUGCUCCAGGGGACCUUUGGACGGGCACUCAGGUCGGAUCACACCCGCAAGGUAGCUAGGAAGGUUGUGCUGUCAUCCGGCACAAUGUCUUCCUAUGCAAUCAUGAAUGAGAACUGGAUGAUCCUGAGCUGGGUGAUGCUGCAGUCCGAGUGCGACCGCUCACUCCAGCCGAUGUAUGAGGGCCUGGCUCAGCGCUACACUGCAGCUGGAGUGGAGAAGGCAGGCUACCAGUGGGUGGACAGGGACUGCUGUGCUGCCUUCAAGGUCCUGGAUCCUGGGGCUCAGGACCACCUUCUGUGGGACUGCUGGAGGACCACAGAGGCCAUCAUUACACAGGCCACUUCGGGAAACCUGGAAAACACCUGUGCAUCAAGGAGCAAGUUUAAUAAGGACAUAACUGUCAAAUUAGACUUGUUUCAUUGUAUGCGCCGCUUUACCAGGGAGUGCGUCUCAGAACACCAUCCUCUGUUCAGUUCUUUUUGCCAGUUCCUCUCUGCAGCAUUCGUCAUUGUGGACCAGAGCGACCUCCAGAAGCUCAAGGAUGCGUACACCUUCUGUGGGAUCUCUCCUGCUAAUCCCACCAAGCAGCACAUAAGAGAACACUGCAGGACAAAGGUGCCACAGAGCAGGGAACUGCUGCAGAGAGUUGAAGAUGUCCUACAUCACUUCUAUCUGGCAAAGGACACGAGUGACGUACCCCUCUUUAAGGCGUCCAUGCUGAAGGUGUGGAGGAUUCAGCGCAUCCACAUCCUGAGAGGCUGUCUGAGUGACCCUGAGGUUGGUGAGGGAAUCCUCUACAGGUAUGGUGGCACCUUGCAGCUCAACUACACCAAGGGCGAGGGUGCUGCUGUACCUGUCUGGAUCCCUGUGAGAGGCACCUCUCAGCAGGAGGGCUUCCAUUUUCACCAAGCCCAGUGGGUGACAGGCAACCGGGUGUCCUGCGAGCUUUUCCAGGCCCAGGCCAUGACUGGAGUGGUCCGCUGGAACUUUAGAAGACUGGUGGACUUGAAGCAGCCUGAUGUGGAGCUGCCAGCUGUGUUUGACCCCUUGUUGAUCUUUGAGUUGAACAAAUGCUCCUUGAAGGUCACAGGAAAGGCCAAAUACCCAGCUCUGCAGACUUCACUCAGGGACACAGGGGAGAGAUUUGGCUUAGAGUAUGUGGAGCCAGGCUGCCGUCCUGUUCUCUUCAACUGGGACAAGGACAAGGAGACACAGGCGCAGUCCUCUUCCCAGGACGAAGUGUGCCACUCCCCUGCUGCUGUCAUGGACACAGAAGCUCAGGAGACCAGUGGACCUGUCCAGGGGGAUCCAGUGCCGGUCCUGUCUUUCCAGCAGCGCGCAGUGACAGCAAAGAUGCAGUCUUUGAUGGACACAGGCCUUCCAGGGGUAGCACCACUGCCUGUAUCCUCCUCACCUCGGGCCACCCGCACUGGACCCAUCAAGACAGGAGGCCUUGUUCAAGUCCUGGACCAUAGCAGGUGGACAGCACCAAUGAGAGCUGCCAUUGAUGGACUUUUGAUCAAGCAUCAUGGAGCUAAAGGUCUGUUGAAGCGGGUCGAUGCAGAUUAUGCUGCCAUGGUGCAGAGGGCUUGCACUGACCCUAACAGCCUCCUUCAUCCCACCACCUGCCAGCAUAUCUCCAGAUAUGUGAAGCAUCUAGCAAAACUUAAAAACACCAGCUCCUCCCUCAAUACAAGCCCAGAAAAGGUUGUGGAGACACAGCAGCUUUGGCAGAGUUUGACCACAGGCAGCCAAACAGUAAGUGUGCCUGUCACAACCUUGCCUCCUGCAACAGUCAACCCUCCUCACGUUGCUCCCUCCCAGGAGGUGUCACUGAGCCGUGCAUCACUGGAGAAGAUUGUCUUCAAGACCUACGCACAUGAAGGCCUUACAAACGAAAGGAUGUCCUUUGAGGAUUUUGCUGCCUCUCCAUUUUUUGAGCGGGAGCUGGAGGCUGCCAGAAAGAGGGGUGCAGAGUGGAGAAGGGUGGCAGAGGAGAGGGCCAAGAGGAAGGCUGAUGUAAAGCUGCCAACUGGUCGCCUUUGCAGGUCCUGCCACCAGCCACUCAGGCAGGGUCUCGGCAGCCCUCACAUUCACACCUCCUUCCCCGGUGUGCCAGGGAAGUACAUAUACUGUCCCUCGAGAGUGUACUCUUUAUAUAAGGAGGAGGGCAUGGUGGAGGAGAUGAGUUGGGGAGACUUCCAGCAGUCCCACUUCUUCGAGGCUGAAAGGGACAGAUGGAUAAAAGAAAAGAGGAAGUGA